GCGGCAUUGGCACUGCCUGUUUUCGCUUCAUCCGCGAUGGCCACACUUCGGUCACCAUCCAAUAACUUCCACGCAGCACCCGCGAUAUAGAAUCAUUCAUCUCCAUCAAUUCUCAUGGCUCUAUUUUCGCAUUCCCGUCCCCAGUUCUCGUCUCCGACUCCAGACACACGACUUGAUACCUGUCUGCCCCGCAGUCUUUGCAUCCGCUCGUACAUAGAAUAGGUAGUCUCGGUCAUCGCUCAACAUGCCAGAUCGCGGGCAUGUAUGCAACUCCCACCAAUAUGCACGCUUGUCCUAAUCGGAAAACACUCUUUGCUCUUCUUUCCCUUUUGGGACCACUCUUUACCAUCCUUCUGAGUGGCCUGGCAAGGCUGCGUGGUGAUCAUGCAGAUUCAUGUGGUUGCCUUGCCCUCCUUCCCGAUCACCCGCAGUUCCGCGAACGUUACACUUUUCGCAAGGCUCUCGAAGUAUCGCCGGAUAUUGGCCAGGAAAUCCAAGACAUACUGGCGACACAUCAAAUUAUAGGAUCCAGCCAACGAAAAUUGUCAAAAGGGCACCUGGGUCUUUCAAUGACAGGUAACCGGGGGCAGUGAGCGCAACCACACAGCCACUGCGCUGCCAUGCUGUCAGACCGCCACCGUCGAGCCCAACUUUCCUCCUCUACCUUUUCUGCAUGUUGAUAUUCGCAACGCUUUCUCUUCUGCAAAUUUAGUUUCUUGGUCCUAGGAUUAUACAUUCUUCAAAGCGGUACAGUACAUCCCGCUUGUAUCGACAGCUUCAGAAGCAUCAUCUCGAGCGUCAGCAACUAAGCUCGGAAGACCACUAAUAAGAUCCAACAUCGAGUGUCACAGGCAUUCUUCGACCAAUCGUGUUUGCAUUCGAUAUUUCACCAAAGGCGCCGACCGCAUGAGAUGAUCCCAUCCGUCAUCCGUCGACCAUCACCUUGGAACAUUGACUCCUAGUGAGGCUCUGCGUGUGACCAACGCCACGGGGAACCUGACGGUUUUCAUGUAUGGUGGGCAAGUGGCCUACUCGCCCUCUGUUUUUGGAGCCUCCUCAUUCUUCUUCAAAUCCAAUUUAGAAAACAAGUCAACUGGUGGCUACGCUCCGUGGUAUUGCUCGAGUCUGAACAAUCCUGCCGAGCCUCGAGUGCUCAUUUGGCCGUGUGCCAAAGAUAACUGGCGUCAAGCAUGAACUACAAUGGCCAAGAUCAAUGGUCCACCGGAUGGGUGCCUACGUCCUCAGGCUGGUCUAAUACCCCAAAUGAACAUCACAUUGACCAACAGGCCGACGGGGUGGAAGAUCUUAUAAAUGGAUUUGGCGCAACAAGCAUCGGACACCAGCAAGUCUAUGAUCAGAAUUCAGCAUAUCACAUCCAGACAUACCAAAUUCCUGCAUAUCGAUAUCAUCAGCAACAACCGUACCCCAACACAGUCUACCAGCCCCAACCUUUUCCGAACCAACAAUAUCAGGCCACGCUAUUUCCAAGCCCAGGCUACCUAACCUCCACAUAUUCGAAUCCCGCAUUGCAUGAACAGUUUCUCAGUCAGGCGGGCUUCAGUCAGACCUACAGUACGGGAAAUUACACACAUAGAUCACAACCGGGCUACAGUGGAGAUCAACUCCAAAGCCCUGCAGGACCAGCCGCUCAAGAUCGCACACCGACUUUCAAUGAUACGGGAAAGCCUUCAGAACCAGGAACGAGAUAUAAGAACAGAGGCCCUAGUGAUGGGAACAGAGACAAGGGUAACGGGAAAGGCAAACCGAACAAUAGAGGUUAUUCAUCGAAGUUGGGAAAGAUCUCGGCCGAACCGGACGAUGACGAACCGUUUUUCGAAACGGAGGACGAUUUACAAACGCAGACCAACGGAGGUUCUCAGACCAGCAGUCGUUGGAACGGAGAUGGCGGCCAACACCCUGAAUCAACAGAUCAGGUUACGUCGCCCUCAGCAGAGAGUGCCGAAAGCAGUAAUGGGCUCAAAUUUGGAAAUGGGUUCAAUGCUGGCGUCUUUUUUCCGGACCCUUCAUCAGCUACAGCAUACGAAGAUCCGAACAGUCAGCAGACCAUGCUGCCAAUGAACCUUGCACUAAGGGCUGGGUUUCUACUACCUCUAGGCCUUCCUUCCGGUGCUAUUGAUUACAGCGUCUCGACGAACAGAUCAAUCUCUGGUCCGCUUGACCAACGCUACAAAGUCCACCCUUCCUCAAAAUUCAACCCAGGGUCGGUGAGUACAUCAUAUGUUCUUUUUUCUGCAAGUCUGGGCUUGUUUUUGAUCCUGUUUCCAGGUAUUCAAGAUUUUGUGGCCAGAGCCCGCUGGUGUCAAUCUCAACGAGGUUUCAUGUGAAAUAGAGAGGGAUCUUGCACAGGACCCAACCCACCUGUUCUACUCGUCCAUCCGGCGUUACAUCGUCGUCGGAAACGAUGAAGGCAACUGUACCUGUGUCCCUAUUCUGACAUAUCUCAAAAGAGGAUGCAGCAAAACGGGCGUAAAGCCAAGGCAACACGGCAUCGCCUACCAUGUCGGAAACCAGCCCAAGAGUCUGGAAGGAGAACCCCAGCUGGGGUUCGAGCCAAUACAGAUUGAAAUGCUGGAUUCGCCCCACGAGACUCUGGCGAUGGAGUCCCGAGUCAACUACUCGAAGCUUAUGACGAUCGAGCACAACUACAAGGUUUUCUUCAUCGGCCGAGUCAACCCGGAAGACUUCAAGAACAUAGUCAUACCGGCGGUCGACGCUUGCUGGAACGCAAAAAACCGAGGCAUAACUAGCGAUCAUAACAGACAUAUAUCGAGAAGCUCGGUCGAGAGAUAGCGUGCCAUUGUCUAGGUUCUCGAUGCCAUGCUGGAGUGCUAAUGAAUGCCUGGUACUUUGCAAGAGUACAGUGUAACACACACUUAUUUGCGUAAGGAGAACUGGAGAAGAACCAUCUUUGGAUACCUAGAACCUGUCUGAGGACCGGCAGGAUGGUGACCCAUUAUUUACGUUGUCUCUGGUUUCAAAUUUUCUUUUAAUUUGCCCAUGGAUAGCUGGCUCAUGUUGAAAGUUUUUUU
This is a messenger RNA of Neurospora crassa OR74A, 3050 nucleotides long. RefSeq lists its product as uncharacterized. The coding region runs from base 1191 to 2345 and encodes 384 amino acids. Lineage: Eukaryota; Fungi; Ascomycota; Sordariomycetes; Sordariales; Sordariaceae. The record is from RefSeq and is a predicted model, not a curated record. The transcript is spliced from 5 exons.